AUGUGGUUUGAUGUUGAUGUUCCUGGUGGACGGGUAUAUAAAGAAAGUAGUUUUACAGAACCAGGCGAGGAUAUUGUUGCAGUAGACAGUCCUAUUGGGCGUCUGGGCCUCAGUGUUUGCUAUGAUUUGAGAUUUCCUGAGAUAUACCAAUUGUUACGUUUCCAACAUGAAGCACAGGUACUAUUGGUACCUUCGGCAUUCACUGCAGUGACAGGUGCAGCACAUUGGGAGAUUCUCCUUCGUGCUCGUGCAAUUGAGACUCAAUGUUAUGUCAUUGCUGCUGCUCAAACUGGCAAACAUGGUGACAAGAGAGAAAGCUAUGGUGACUCAUUAAUUAUCGACCCAUGGGGGACAAUUGUUGGCCGAUUACCAGAUCGUUUGUCUACAGGCAUUGUAGUAGCUGAUAUUGAUUUAUCAUUUGUUGAUUCAGUCAGAGAGAAAAUGCCAAUUGCCAAGCAAAGGAUGCCAAUUCACUUCUGGAAAGCUGCAUCUCUGUAG
Messenger RNA from Sphenostylis stenocarpa, 498 nucleotides. The record is from the annotation of a GenBank genome assembly. Lineage: Eukaryota; Viridiplantae; Streptophyta; Magnoliopsida; Fabales; Fabaceae.